Molecule: messenger RNA, 3389 nt
Organism: Trichoplusia ni (cabbage looper)
Lineage: Eukaryota; Metazoa; Arthropoda; Insecta; Lepidoptera; Noctuidae
Product: biorientation of chromosomes in cell division protein 1-like 1
Exons: 5
Coding region: 40-3117 (1025 amino acids)
Source: RefSeq, a predicted model, not a curated record
AAACGGUUUAUUACUUGAAAAUGUUAAAUUUUUUGUAAAAUGCAAACUGUGUAUCGAUCGCUUUUAUUUUUUAAGAUUUUUGUUUUGACGCAAGAAUUCGAACUCAAUGUGAAUGACAAACAGCGAAGCGUCAACCUAAAUCUAGAAACAGUUUUAGAAUUUAAUCAGAAAGACAAUUCAGCUGAUAUACAAUUCUUAGACAACGUACAAAAGUUUAUAACUAAAGUUAGAAACGUUAUAGACAACAACAAAGUCUCGAGAAGGGACUUCAGAUCUGGUAGGAGCGAGAAUUUGACAGAUUUUAUACAAGACGUCAUUUACAUACUGAAUACUUACGAAGAACCGGACUUCCAAGAUGUCUUCGACAUUCUAGAUGAUGAAAUAAGGAAAUACCAUUACAGAGGAUGUAGGUUUUAUGAGCUCACUGAGAAUGUAGACGUUCGAAAGCUUUUGGCAUCGAAAUUCGAUCUUAUAAGGGCGCAACCAAUUUCCGUCGUCAAAGGAUAUAUUAAUAUGCUAGCGAUGAUCUUGAAAGAGGAGAAAUAUGAUAAAUCUGUUAAAGAAUUAAUGGAUUUUAUUAAUUCUUUAUACAGACAGGAUUCGAGGGAUAAGUUUAGUAAAGUUUUAAUCGCGUUAGAAGAAUUUAAUAAACAGAAAAAGAAAUCUGUUUCCGAUCUUGUAAAGAUUGUCAGAGACGGUGUGCGUUCAAUUAUCUUCGAUCAUUACACAGAUUUGAAUCCAAAUGCUAGGAGAGAAUUGAAAACUAAGAUCGAAGCUUUCUUGAAGCAAUAUAAACAUCAGACAUCCUCAACGACACCUAAUGUCAAUAAAGAAACUGCCAAAACUGAUAAAAGUCCCGAUGUCAUCGUUGAUACGACACCCGAACCAAAAAAACCAGACCCAAAUAUUUUAAAACCACUGAAAAAGGAAGAGAACCUCCAAGCAGCAGACCCUGAACCUAGAAGCGGGAUAGAAGAAGAGGAUAGAGAGGAUAGAGGUAAGAAAGAAGAUUAUAUCGCAGAAGAAGGUGAUGAAGCUAAAGAGAGCGAUCCAAUCAACUCAAGAUACGAUGAUAUCAAGAACGAUGCAUCAGAAUCUCUUGAUGAUAAGAAGGAAUCAGGGAACAUGAGAGAUGGGGUGAAGGAUUCACAAGAGAAGAAUAGAGUUUGGGUCCCAAUGUACACGAAAGGAGAUUCCAAUGAAAACGAGUCGCCAGAAGAGGUCAAAGACGAUGUGACUCAGAAGCAGGUGCCCAGGAGUUACCAGAAGACGACGAAGACGAAUUACAGGACUGGCAGGACCUUCAGCUCUGAUGAGAAGAUAUCUGAGGAUGUGGGGACUGUUGAAGAUAAUUCGUUGGAGUUUCAGGCUGAAGAACAGGCUACUACUACUCAUCAACGAUCAGCAACAAGCGAAUCAGCGCGCUUCAUAACCUUAUGGGAGGAGACAGCUACAGGGGGCAUCCCUCAAUACAUGAUCAACAAAAUGUCCAGCAAGAAACACAAAUCACAUAGAACGCACAAACCGAAACACAAGACGCAUAAAAAGCACAAGAGCCAUAAACAUCACGAGAGCAAGAAGAGCAAGAAGAAGAAACACGGUCACAAGCCUGAGUCCCAUCAUAAUGCUAGAAGCAAGAAGAUGAUCUUCUACAGCGAGCACAACGCUGAUGUGGACGUUGUGAGGUCGACUGCGAUGGAGUUUUAUGAGUAUAAGAAGAUGCUGUCGCCGCCAAAGGGGGUCAGGAUGUCUGUGGUUGGAAACAGUCUGUCUGAAGGUCCCAAUCAGGCUCCAAUACCCAGGGCAUUACAACAAACUACACGAUACGAACCCUUUUUAAGAUUAACCUUAAAAUACCCAACAAAAACCUCACCCAGAACCACGCCACCACCAAAGAAAACCACAAAAAGGACGAUACCAACCCCACAUAAAUUUGAAAAACGAUACCAAGUGCCAUCCAUAUACGCGGGUCCUAAAGACUACAGGAAGUUUGGUCGUACUACCCAGGGGUCGAGUGAAGUAAACUCUUACGAGUUAUUCCGUAAAAACGAGAAAAAAAACAAAAAUACCUAUAACGACUCUUCAGUUGACGUCAUAAAAAGAAUCAAGAAUCUAGAAAGAGAAAUCAAAGAGGUCAAAAUCAAAAUAGGAUCAGCAAAGGCCUUUGAUGAUAGAGAAAAGAAAUACAACACGAAAGAUACGAAAGAUUCUACUAGAGAUAAAGAUAGAAAGCGUUUUAGGAUUCUAAAGAAUUCUUCGGCUGAAGACAAGAAGAAAAAUAAAGUUCCAGAAAAAACAGCUGAUUAUAAUAAUAAAAAACUUAAUAGCUAUGCUGAAAACACGACGGUAAAGACAACUGAAAAGCAAGAAACUACUAAAGAAAUUAAAAGUACUGAAAAUCCUAAUAAACUAUUCAUUCAAAAGAAAACUGAACAUUACAAAUCCGGUAAAGAGGAUCUACGUCGUGAUGAAGGGUCAUUUAAACUUACUAACCAAGAUAUGAAUGCUCUUCCGAACUAUGAUGAAAGGGACGAAUGGAAAGACGCUAUGAAAGUAAUCUCUAAAAAUUCACCUACCAAAUUAACUCCUAAACCACCAACAACAACUACCAUUUCUACCACAGUUUCUACAACGACAACACUCAAGCCUACAACAACAACGAAAAAGCUUGAAGUUUUUAUUCCUAUUUCAAUUACUUCUAAAUCGACUACGAAAGCUGCUACAAUUGAAACUACUACUAAAUCCGUAGACCAUUAUGUUCCUUUAAACGAGAUUUCAUUUAAGAAUACUGAUAAAAGUCUAUCUGCUUUGAAUGUCAGUCCGUUUGCGGCCUCAAACUUCCUAAACUUCAGUGAUAAUAAUGUUGCGAAGGAUAGUGUGCAAAAUGAAGUCAGUUUUCUGCUAAAGAAGAAUAAUAUUAGCGUGCCAACUGAUAAGCCGGAUAAUCUUAUGCCUGAUAUGUUUUCUAUGCCUUAUAAAAGAAGUAGGAAGGAACUGGCGUUUACAACCGCGAAUGACGAAUUUGAUUUGGGGAACAAUACCUCAGAAAAAUCAGGAGUUUUGUUUACGGAUCCCUUCAGGAAUAUAGAAGAUGAACUUGAGUUUUUAAAGUUUUAAAAUGGUAAUAGAUGGCGGUUACGUCGCAAACUUUUAAUUUUAUGCAGUUGAUUCAAUUUUGUCAUUUCAAAUUUAAUUCCUGUUGUCAGUAGAAUCGUGUAUGGUAAACCAGUUAUGUGUAUAAAAAUCAAAUGUGGUUACAAAGCAGCUGUGUUUUAUUUCUACCAUUUAUUGAUCCCUUUUUACGUCAAUACAAUAUCUACGGACUAUAAAGAAAGGCUUGAAAUUUGGGUAAAAUAUCUUUAAGUUGCUGCAAAAUACAGAGAUCAGAA